AAGUAGAGACAUCUAUGAAGUACUACGAAAACUACGAAGGGGCUUUCCGCUAAGUGAUAAAUAUUUCCCAAUAAUCUCAUCCUCUCAUCUUAGUUGAGUAACAUUUCCCUAAUAUUUUGGCCGAUCGUUUCAUGGUUUCAUCUUAGUUAAAAUGGAAGAUACUUUGUUUCAACUUCGAUUUUGUGCUAAGCAGUUAGAAAGACUGAGCAAGAAGGCAGAAAAAGAACAAGCUGUCCAACAAGGUAAAAUUAAAAAAGCCCUUCAACAAGGGAAUGUUGAAGGGGCCAAGAUUUAUGCAGAAAAUGCAAUUCGUAAAAAGAAUGAAGCCCUAAAUUUCUUAAGAAUGGCCUCAAAGGUAGAUGCAGUUCGUUCCAAGGUUCAAACUGCAGUAACCAUGAAAGAAGUUGCAAAGAAUAUGGGAAUGGUUGUAAAAGCAUUGGAUAAAGCUGUCAACACAAUGGAUCUCCAAAAGAUUUCAGCUGUGAUGGAAAAGUUUGAAAGUCAAUUUGAAGAUAUGGAUGUUAGAACUUCAGUCAUGGAGGACGCAAUGGGUUCUGCAACAACUUUAACAACUCCUAGAGACCAAGUUGAUCUGUUGAUACAACAAGUUGCUGAUGAAGCUGGACUCGAAAUAACUGAUCAGUUGGCCAAUGCUGGUUCUAUUCCCUCUGCCAUUGGAACUCCAUCAGCCUCUGUUGCUUCUAGUACAAAUGAAGAUCAACUCUCUCGGCGAUUGGCAGCUUUAAGACAAUAAGCUGUUAAAAAUGCUUCACAUUUACUGAAAAUUUGCCUUGGAUUCCUUUUCAACCCUUCCUGAAGGUUUUUAAUCAUGAGUGAUCAAACCAAUAUUUGAAAAUAGGAGCCCUAAUUUCUUAUGUACAUUAUGAUUUACACUAUUAUACACCAUAUGGCUCCAGUAUGCCCGCUAACUCA
Molecule: messenger RNA, 933 nt
Organism: Daphnia pulicaria
Lineage: Eukaryota; Metazoa; Arthropoda; Branchiopoda; Diplostraca; Daphniidae
Product: charged multivesicular body protein 1a-like
Exons: 3
Coding region: 152-754 (200 amino acids)
Biological process (GO): endosome transport via multivesicular body sorting pathway; protein transport; late endosome to vacuole transport
Cellular component (GO): multivesicular body; ESCRT III complex
Source: RefSeq, a predicted model, not a curated record